This is a messenger RNA of Camellia sinensis, 845 nucleotides long. Lineage: Eukaryota; Viridiplantae; Streptophyta; Magnoliopsida; Ericales; Theaceae. The record is from RefSeq and is a predicted model, not a curated record.
AUGGUAUCAGAGCCGCCUCUCUUUGCUCUUGAGGCUGUGAUCAUUCAAGAAGCAGUGCCACUGCGUGCCAGCAAAGGUCCAUCCUCUGAUGGUCUUCAACAGAAGUACACACAAAGUGGUGGCAGACCGUUUGUUCUUUCAACUUUGAUUGUGGGCUUUGACCCUCACACUGGUGUGCCAUCGCUAUAUCAGACAGAUCCAUCAGGUACUUUUUCUGCAUGGAAAGCUAAUGCAACUGGGAGAAACUCUAAUUCAAUGCGAGAAUUUUUGGAGAAAAAUUAUAAAGAAACUUCUGGGCAAGAAAUUGUCAAACUUGCAAUUCGCGCCUUGCUCGAAGUUGUUGAGAGUGGGGGAAAGACCAUUGAAGUUGUUGUGAUGACGAAGGAGCAUGGCUUGCGGCAACUUGAAGAAGAGGAAAUCGACGCCAUCGUUGCUGAGAUCGAAGCUGAGAAAGAUGCUGCUGAGGCUACAAAUAAUGCAAAGAAGAAGGAUUCAGCCGUGGAAGGUAGUAGCAGUGGUGGUGUCACAGCAAACCAGAGUGAGAGAAAGCCAUCCAAUUUGUCAAGGAGGGAUGGCAAUCAAAGGCCAUCUAAGAUGGAUUUUGAAGUUCCUCCGACAGAGCAUGUUCCAAGGGUACUGCCAAAAGAUGAGGACCCAAGCUUGGUUAAUAGAAAUAAAAGCAUGCUCGGACAGCUUUUGGGGACAUUGGAGAGAGAAAUAUAUUAUAUAACCUUUUUUAUUCUAAAAUAUUCUCCACUCAAAACCAUCAUCACAUUUUCCACCGCCCAAACCCUCUUUAUCUUAUAUAUAUAAAUAUAUAUAUAUAUAUAUGUAUAGAUAUAUUU